This is a messenger RNA of Diospyros lotus (date-plum), 809 nucleotides long. Its product is annotated as stress enhanced protein 1, chloroplastic. Bases 123 to 566 code for a protein of 147 amino acids. The transcript has 4 exons. The record is from RefSeq and is a predicted model, not a curated record. Gene Ontology annotation, biological process: cellular response to high light intensity. Lineage: Eukaryota; Viridiplantae; Streptophyta; Magnoliopsida; Ericales; Ebenaceae.
GGAUGUGUGGAGGAUGACCGUUGAUAGAUCCGGAAAACAAACGAACCCACGGAGAGAUAGAAAUUCAGGGGCGAAGCGUCGAUAACUCUCAAGCUUAAUUCUCUCGCUCAGUCAGUCUUCCAAUGGCGGCGACUCAAGUUUCUUCGUCUCUCUACUCCUCCGUCCAUGGUGUUUGCGCGUGGAGAUCGGCAAGAAGAAACCCUAUCGCCAUUGUUGGGCAUAAUCAGCUUGGAGCCGCACAAACUCGAAUUCGGACUGCCUUCGCCACCGGUUCUCCUCUCUUGAAAGGCAGUAAUACUCAUCAGAGGAAGUUUGCAUGCAAAACAGCAUCAGUUUCCAUAAGGUGUGAGCAGAGUACCAAGGAGGAAAACAAUUUGGAUGUAUGGCUAGGCCGACUAGCAAUGGUUGGCUUUGCGGUGGCUAUUAGUGUUGAAAUAGCAACUGGGAAGGGACUCCUGGAGAACUUCGGGCUCACAAGCCCCUUGCCGACAGUGGCCUUGGCAGUUACAGCUCUGGUGGGCGUGUUGACGGCAGUAUUUAUCUUUCAAUCAGCCUCUAAGAAUUAAUGACUGAAGUUGUCACUAGGCGCCACUGGAGCUUCAGGAAGAUUACAGCACGGACAUCUCUGUUUAUGUGCAUAAUUGCCUCAUCACAACAAAAUUGAUGACAAUUGAGAAUGCACAAGUGACAUGAAUUAUAAACAUUUUGUUUCCUGUACUCGCAUGCUGCUGCGGGCUCAUCUCUGUUGGAGAUCAUUUGUUAACAUUGUAAUUUUAUGAUGCUUAAGUGCUCAACUUGCAAAUUUUACA